Molecule: messenger RNA, 1405 nt
Organism: Gloeophyllum trabeum ATCC 11539
Lineage: Eukaryota; Fungi; Basidiomycota; Agaricomycetes; Gloeophyllales; Gloeophyllaceae
Product: monooxygenase
Exons: 1
Coding region: 1-1305 (434 amino acids)
Biological process (GO): secondary metabolite biosynthetic process
Molecular function (GO): monooxygenase activity; FAD binding
Source: RefSeq, a predicted model, not a curated record
AUGGAACAACGAGCUCCGUCAACAGGAAUCAAAGUUAUCAUCGUCGGCGCGGGAUUUGCAGGGCUAACCGCCGCCAUUGAGUGCUACCGCAAGGGCCACGACGUCGUGAUCCUCGAGAGCUUCCCCGAGCUCAAGCCCCUCGGCGACAUCAUCUCCUUCGGGCCCAACGCGGGGCGCAUCGCCGCGCGCUGGGGGAAUGGCUCCGUCGUCGAGGAGAUCUUCCCCCUCGUCAUCCGGAACAAGGAGCUGCGGUUCUACAAGUACGACGGCGAGUUCAUCACCGCACAGCAGGUCCCGCCGCAGAACCCCGAGGCGCCGUUCCUGAACGGGCACAGAGGGGAGAUCCACGAAGUGUUCUUCAACCACGCGAAGAAAAUCGGGAUCGACAUCCGGCUGGGGUGUCGCGUGCUGGAGUACUUAGAGGAGCGGGGCAGGGCGGGUGUCAGGGUGAACGGGGAGACAAUCUGGGGCGACGUGGUGGUCGGCGCCGACGGGGUGCGCAGCAAGGCGCGCGAGCUCGUCCUCGGCUACUACGACAAACCCAAGUCGUCCGGAUACGCCAUCUACCGCGCGUGGUUCGACUCGGCGCCGCUGCUGAAAGACCCGCUGACGAAACAUUUGGUCGAGAAUGGCGACACGCACACCGGCUGGCUGGGCCCGGACGUCCACUUCCUCGCGGCGUCCCUCAAGAACGGCAAGGACUUCUCGUGGGUCUGCACGCACAGGGACGAGGCGGACAUCGAGGAGUCCUGGUCGUACCCGGGGAAGAUCGAGGACGCGCUCAAGGUCAUCGAGGGCUGGGACCCCGUUGUGCGCCGCAUCGUCGAGCUAACGCCCGAGUGUGUCGACUGGAAGCUUGUGUACCGUGAUCCGCUGCCGACGUGGAUUUCAAAGGAGGCGAGGACGUGUCUAGUGGGUGACGCGGCGCAUCCGUUCCUCCCGACAUCGAUCCAAGGCGCGUCCCAAGCCAUGGAGGACGGCUGCGUGCUCGCUGCAUGCCUGCAGAUUGGUGGGAAGGAGAACGUCCCCAUGGCCGUCCGCGCCUAUGAGAAGAUACGGUAUGAACGUGUCCGGAGGGCGCAGCUUCUCGGGGAGGAGACCCGGGAUAUGUGGCAUAAGGCGGACUUCGACAAGGUGAAGCAGGACCCAGAGAAAAUCAAGCUGAAGAGGGAGGACUGGUUGUUCGCCUUCGAUUGCGAGGCGAAUACAUAUGAAGUCUACGAGGAUGUCGUCAAAGAGUUAAGUGGGCAGCCGACGACGAAUAUUGGCGAGUCGCUCCCGAAACAAGCAGCUGUGGCAGCCUGAAUGUUGUAUACGUAGAUGCCUGUCUCCUUGGGAUUAUUGUUUUAUUUAGCGAUAUGGUGUACGAACCUGACUGCAGUCAGAGGGGGAGCAGAGUGACGAG